AUGAACAUGUUCGACGCACAGGUGGAUGCAGUGAGGGCGGCCAUCACGACGGCGGGGUUCCCGAAGGUGGAGAUUGUUGUGGCGGAGACCGGGUGGCCGUACAGGGGGGACGCAGGGGAGGAGGGAGCGACGGUGGAGAACACCCAGGCAUACAACGACGGGCUGGUGGCACACCUGCACUCCCUCGUCGGAACGCCGAUGGCGGCGGGUAAGUCGGUGGACACCUACAUCUUCGCGCUCUACGACGAAGAUAUGAAGCCCGAUCCGACCUCCGAGUGCUCCUUCAGCCUCUUCCGCCUCAACCUCACGCCCACCUACGACGCCGACAUCACCAAGUCUUCCUCCAACGCCGCUGGCCCUGUUUCCCAGGUAAACUAA
Molecule: messenger RNA, 378 nt
Organism: Zingiber officinale
Lineage: Eukaryota; Viridiplantae; Streptophyta; Magnoliopsida; Zingiberales; Zingiberaceae
Product: glucan endo-1,3-beta-glucosidase 7-like
Exons: 1
Coding region: 1-378 (125 amino acids)
Biological process (GO): carbohydrate metabolic process
Cellular component (GO): plasma membrane
Molecular function (GO): hydrolase activity, hydrolyzing O-glycosyl compounds
Source: RefSeq, a predicted model, not a curated record